GCGCGCGCGCUGUAGCGGAGCCUCGCUCUCUCUCACACUCACACACACACACACACACUUACACUCACGCGCACACUCACCGCAGCGCGCGGUGGAGAGGACGGGGUGCAUGCAGGAGCGGGAUCACUUCAGUAAGCCAUGGAGGGACUUGUCUAAAGAGGACCCAACAUAACUCUUUCAUUUGGCACUAUUAUUAUUAUUUUUUUGUUGUCAUUUUUUUUCGUAUCUCCUCUCCCUGCCCACAUUCGUGGUCAACAUGGCGGACAAGGCCGGCCUCGGCGUUCCAAAGCCGAACUCCCGCCCCAGCUCAUCUCUUCCCCCGGAGCCAAUUGAGAUCAUCCGGACCAAAGCCCGGUCCAGACGAGUGCGGAUAAACGUAGGCGGACUGAACCACGAGGUCCUGUGGCGGACGCUGGACCGGCUGCCGCGGACGCGACUAGGGAAGCUGCGCGACUGCAACACGCACGAGUCUCUGAUGGAGGUUUGCGACGACUACAGCCUGAACGAGAACGAGUACUUCUUCGACCGCCACCCGGGAGCCUUCACCUCCAUCCUGAACUUCUACAGAACUGGAAAGCUGCACAUGAUGGAGGAGAUGUGUGCGCUGUCGUUCGGACAGGAGCUGGACUACUGGGGAAUCGAUGAGAUCUACCUGGAGUCCUGCUGCCAGGCCAGGUACCACCAGAAGAAGGAGCAGAUGAACGAGGAGCUGCGCAGGGAGGCCGAGACGCUGAGGGAGCGGGACGGAGAGGGCGAGUUCGAUAACACCUGCUGCUCUGAGAAGAGGAAGAAGCUCUGGGACCUUCUGGAGAAGCCCAACUCCUCUGUCGCUGCCAAGAUUCUGGCCAUCAUUUCUAUUCUGUUCAUCAUUCUCUCCACCAUUGCAUUAUCCCUGAACACCUUGCCUGAACUUCAAGUGAUAGACGAGUUUGGCCAAGCCAACGAUAAUCCUCAGCUGGCGCACGUUGAAGCCGUGUGCAUCGCGUGGUUCACGAUGGAGUACCUCCUGCGCUUCCUGUCUUCACCAAACAAGUGGAAAUUCUUCAAAGGGCCACUGAAUGUCAUUGACUUAUUAGCCAUAUUACCUUACUAUGUCACUAUUUUUCUGACCGAGUCGAACAAAAGCGUGCUGCAGUUUCAGAAUGUGCGGCGCGUGGUGCAGAUAUUCCGUAUCAUGAGAAUAUUGAGAAUCCUGAAACUGGCCAGGCAUUCCACUGGACUGCAGUCCCUCGGAUUCACCCUCAGACGCAGUUACAAUGAGCUCGGCUUGCUCAUACUGUUCCUGGCGAUGGGAAUUAUGAUAUUCUCAAGCUUGGUGUUCUUUGCAGAGAAAGACGAGGACGCCACAAAAUUCACAAGCAUCCCAGCAUCGUUUUGGUGGGCUACCAUCACAAUGACAACCGUUGGCUAUGGGGAUAUUUAUCCACAGACUUUGCUUGGCAAAAUAGUUGGUGGUCUUUGUUGCAUCGCUGGUGUGCUGGUCAUUGCCUUACCGAUCCCCAUCAUUGUGAACAACUUCUCAGAGUUCUACAAGGAGCAGAAACGACAGGAGAAAGCCAUCAAGAGAAGAGAGGCCUUAGAAAGAGCGAAGAGGAACGGCAGCAUCGUUUCCAUGAACCUGAAAGAUGCCUUUGCUAGAAGUAUGGAGUUAAUGGAUGUUGUAGUUGAGAAAAGCGAAGAUAAACUGUCAAUGGACAACCACUUGUCACCGAGUCGGUGGGGUAUGAACAAACGAACAGCCUCUGAUGUCAGCCUGAGGUCCUUUGAGAAGAAGCCCCCUGAAGACCUCCACCUCGGCUCACAAGAGUGCAUCAGAACCUCAAGUCCGCAGCACCUAAACGCUCAGAAACUGGAGGAAAUGUACAACCAGAUGACCAAAUCGCGGUCCUUCUCAGAUCUCAACACGACAGAGUCUACGAAACACGCAGAAGAGGCGAAAGAGGAGAUGGAGUUUGAGAUGAAAGAUGUGCCAGCGGCGGAACCUCAACCCAAGGAAAGAACCAUCACGGAUGUAAAAAGCAUAUCAAGUUUGGAUAGCUAUGCAAGCUGCACUGCUGAAUUCGGGGAGGUUGAAAAGUCAGUUCCCUCUCCAGGCACAGCAGCCCAGCUUCAGCAAAGAUAUCCCAAAGUGCCUCCGCUUGUUGAGGUUAAACAGUUCACAUCGCACAACCCGAUGAAGAAUCCAGCGGAUCUACAAGAGGGCAAACUCGAACAGGACAACCAACUGAGAAUCAAUGAAUCGGGAAGCUUUUCCGAGUUUGUGGAGAAUAGCAGAGGUUCCUUGCAAGGCACAAACCCAGCUAAGGCAAAGAGCCUUAAAGUCAAUUUUCUAGAACCUCUUGACGAAGCUCCUUUGACGCCACCCAACACUUCUUCUCCUCAGGAUAUCAGCAGUGGUCUGAUGGAGGACGACUCUCCAGAUGGAGAGUGCUCCCCCCUGUGUUCAGAUUCAGAACCACUGGCCACAAUCCCAGAGGAAGGCUUGGUCCUUUCCCCAAUGCUUCGAGCAGGUGAUUAUCAUCCUGAAGAAACUGCAAAGCUCUUGGGGGACGAUGAGAAACCACAGGGUUUCUGUCAGUCUGUGGAGAACUGUGAGGGGCAGAAUCUCACAGGAGUGGCGUCAGCAGCCGUUACUUCACCGAAACGUUCUCCAAAGAACUGCACUCAGGCUGUGGUCAGUGAUAACGGGCAGGACAACAAGCCAGACAGCAACCAAAGUGGACACAAGGUAGAGAAUCACAUGUUUACACCAGAGAUUCAUCUAAUGCCUGGAGACGGCAAUCUUUCGCCAACUUGUGAAACCAGCAUGUGACUGUGGAAGGUGGAAACUGGAAGACAGGAAAAAGGGGGCACGGUGUGGUGAAAGGGAGAAUUUCGCAUGGCAUGAUAAGUCCCUUUUAACUGUGUCAUUGUCUAUGGAAAACAAUGUCCGUGCAGAGAAGACUUGUGGAGAAGAAGGAUGUGGGUGGAAAAAGGAGAAAGCUCAUUCAGAGCCUAUUUAUCCAACAAUGAACAUAGUGCUGACAUAACUAUACAUCUGAACUUCAUUUUACUUUAGAGCAACAAUGAGAAAUGCAGAAGGGGACAAACCUUGAACAGCAUGCAUUCAAAAAAUGUAAUUUUACGGUGCUUAGUUUGCUGAAAGCGCUCCACUGUAAAUAUAGAGGGGACUAUGUUAUAGACAAUACGCAUAGCCACAGAAGACAUGGGAAAUGUCACACUCACAGGAAAUAUUGUGCUUCUAAGACUGAAGGAAUAGUGACAUACUGAAACAUAUCAUUAGGCUACUUUAACAUGGAAAUGCAAUGUGUACCAUGACGAAGAUGUUUUCUUUUUGUUCAGAUUGAAGUACAGUCGGUGAUUAGGGCUGGGUCUCGUUCAACAUUUUCUGAUACCGAUACCAAGAUUCAUACCCGAUGGCUUUAGUGUCCAUUUCUAAAUUAUACUUCUAUACAUAUAUCUAUUGAAGUUAAAACUCAGAAAGUCAGAGGACUGCAGCAUAGGUGUCUAUGUACUCUAUAAUGUUCAAAAGAGAAAUUAUUUUUUUAUUGUUUAUAUAAAUAUCGAACAAAUAAAGUUAUUCAUCACAUUUGUAUUUGCUCAGAUUGACGAUGCACUGUGGUAUGGCUCUUUUAUGAUUGGGCAAAAAUAAUAAUUAAAAUUCAUUAAAAAGUAUGAUCAGUGGUGAUCAGAGUACAGAACUGACUACAUAGCUUAUAACAUGACUGAAAAAUAUCAAUGUACUAAAUUUCAACCAAUAUAUUAAACUACAUUGUACAGUGUAAGUGAAUAGUUAAUAGUGAAUAGUUCCAAAGCUGGAAUGGAUGGAAUGCAGAUUUAUUAAUUGAUGGCAUUAAUUUGCUUGCGAAUUCUGAUCUGGACAUCUAAUAAACACUUUGGCAAUGAAUUGCUCUGUAAUUAGGACUGCAACGAUUAGUCGAUAUAAUCGACAAUGAUGAAUAUAAAAAUUUGUCGACUCCAAAUGUUUGUGGUCAACUAAUUGUCAUUUAGUAGCACCACACAAAUUACUGGGGACAAAAACGCCAAGUUACUGACAGAUAACGCUUAAUUUUUUUCUGGUUGGUACCAUGAAAGCAUUGAAUUUUGAAACCCAGCCCUAUCUAUAAUGUUAUCAAAACUUUUUUUGGAGUUGCCUAGUACUGGUUUUGAUUUUCAAGUAAACACUUUCAUUUAUCAAACACGUAGACUUAAGGACCAGAAGUGUGUGCGUAUGCCACUCACAUGCCUAUGAUAUUCAGUCCACAGUACCUGUUCAACAAUCAGAUAUUAAUCUAAUCAGUAAAUCAAAAUAUUAGGAAUAUGUAGAUCACCGAGUUAGAAUGGUGAUAUCUAGAUUAGCUGCGUUAGCUACAAAAUACAAACUACAAAAGGCCAGAUGGCCUCAUUUUGACCUAAAGUAUAUCUAACUGAGAAAUGGGCCAUAUGCAUGCACAUCUUAACAUAGUUUUUAUGGCUCAAAUACAUAACAGCCUAUCAAAAAACUAGUGGCUUGCACGUAGAGUAUAUCAUAUUUAUCAUUGAACCACCCAGCAAAAUAAGUAGUUCUGGUCAUUAAAUCAAGCAUCUUUUAAUGUGAAAGGUAACAUUAUAUUUGUCAGAGGACCAAAAAGGCAUACCAUUACAUUUUAUUUUAACAUGCACUACACAUCUGCUUCAUAUCCACAGUAAAAAAAAAAAAAAAAAAAACAGUGUGUGGACGUGUAGGAUAUGUUUCCAUUGCAUCAUACAUACAUUUAACACACACCUGUUCUUUUUUGUCUCUUGCAAAAAAAAAAAAAAAACAGAAAAAAAACAUUAUAUACAUUUCUCAAGAUCAUUUUGCUUUCAUUUUGGACUGUGAAUGAAAUACAUAUAUAAAUAUAUAUCAUGUGCGCUGAGGUGAUUUCAGUCAAACUUAAGCCCAAAGUUUUAUUUUAUAUGAUAUUAUUUUCUGUCACAGAGAGAGAGAGAGAAUGAGAGAGAAUAUUUUUUUUAUGUUGCCUUUUUUUCCAAUAUUGCUGGAAGUGUGUGUGUUUGUGUGUUUCUCUUGCUUUGGCACGGCGAUCGACCCAUCGUUAUACUCUGUAUCGUGUUGGCGAAAGGUCGCGAUAGGCGAAGGAAGAGUAAAAGAAAAAAAAACCUCAGUUUCAGGACAGAUGGUGGAAAGUGCAAUACAGCAUACUGCAAUCUAUGCAGGCCAAGAAUUAUGGCACUUUAUUUACAGUCCAAUGGAUUUGUAAGUGUACAGGCAGAAACUACACUUGUAUUUUUCAGAUGAUAUAUCUUUAAUAAUAUUUGAAAGCAGUGUUACUACCGCUCCAAAAAGGACUCUUGAAGAUUUUUCUGCAGUAUUGUUACGUGGCUGCUGCGGCCGCUCCUGUUAGAUAUGAACAUGCGUAAUCUUUCCAGUCCAAUUCUGCUUUGUCAAAUAUCCAAUUAGACCACGUGGGCCUUUUUUAAUCAAUGUACAAAACACCAAAAAAAAAAGGUCUUGACGUGAAAAUUAUCUAAAUGGCCGCACACAAAGGAUUUUAUGUUUUUGUGAACUGCCGCUGACGAUUAUGAUAAUAAUGAUAAGUCUAUUUUUUCUAAACCAAAAUCAAGCACGACCACGUUUUUCCUGCCAUAUGGUGGUUGAAAUGACGCGUGCCUGUUCAUAAAGCUGUUUAUGAGGAGGCUACACGUCGUUCUGCUUUGUUCGUAUAGCACUGUACAGAAAAAUCUACUUUUUAUAGGAGAAAAAUCAGGUCUUUAAGUAAUAGAUAUGAGUAAUAUUAUUAUAAGUUCUCAGGUUUUCUACAAAACUAAUGUUCCGCUAGAGUAGUAGUGUUUGUUUUCCUCAUUUAGGGAGGAUGAUGUCAUCUGCAUUCACUUCCGAUGUCGUCAAAUGCUUGUUUGUGUCUCGGCAGAUCGGUCAAAACACAGUAAACAAUGUUCAAACAUUCAACAACAUCACACGCGCACACACACACGCGCACACACACACACGCGCAUACACACACACACAUACAUAUACACACAUUUACAUACAUACAUAUACAUGUACAUACACUGUCCAUACAGAUCACUGCAACAGCGGCUACACGACGCGAGUCUUUGUCGUGCUUAGUUUGUGUGCGUCCUGCAGAUUAAAGCCUGAGGGUCAUGAAUGAAGCAGUUUUAAGCAGGCUGCACGUUUUAUCUCUGGCACAACGUCAGCAUAACACCUAGAGGUCAGACCUACAGCCUUAAGGGAAGAAGAGAAGACUGUGCUCUAUAGUCCACAUCAUAACCACCAGGUCAGAAUAUGAUGAUGAAAAAGUCGAAUACGUCAGUAUCAGACACUGCAGUCAACUAUACUGUAGAUAAUGUUCUAAAAAUCUCUACUAAUCUUUAUAGAAAAUCUUUAUACAAUUUCUAUUCUACUCAAUUCUACAAUUUCUAUCUAAUACACACACAGUUUUUUCAUCCUGCUUCCCUGAAAAAAAAUAGAAAACACAAUUCAGUCAAAAAGCACUUGUUAUAGAAGGCAUGUGGCAGAUGCUGAAUUCCAUGAGUAAGAGUUUAAAAGAUGUGAUUAAAAAUAGUAUUUAUUUUAUUUACUUAUUUAGGAUAUUUAUUUUUGUUCAGGUUCUAAUUCCAAUGUCUGAAUACUGUUAUAAUUAAAAUGUACUACUCUAUUAUCUAUUAUUUUGGUAUUAUAUUCUAUUAUAUAUUGUUUGUCACUAU
Molecule: messenger RNA, 6708 nt
Organism: Astyanax mexicanus (Mexican tetra)
Lineage: Eukaryota; Metazoa; Chordata; Actinopteri; Characiformes; Acestrorhamphidae
Gene: kcnb2b
Product: potassium voltage-gated channel subfamily B member 2b
Exons: 3
Coding region: 257-2812 (851 amino acids)
Biological process (GO): potassium ion transmembrane transport; protein homooligomerization
Cellular component (GO): membrane; voltage-gated potassium channel complex
Molecular function (GO): delayed rectifier potassium channel activity; protein binding
Source: RefSeq, a predicted model, not a curated record